Molecule: messenger RNA, 3035 nt
Organism: Argiope bruennichi
Lineage: Eukaryota; Metazoa; Arthropoda; Arachnida; Araneae; Araneidae
Exons: 6
Coding region: 188-952 (254 amino acids)
Source: RefSeq, a predicted model, not a curated record
ACAUGUACAGGCGAGAGUGUUGUACCUUUGACCACGUCUGUCUGUGCUGGCAACGAGCGACAAAAUUUGAAAGUUUUUGUUUUCAGUACCAGGAUUAACCUCUAAUUACCUACUUUAACGUCUGCUAUUUUAAAGAUAUGUUUGCUUUGAUGAGUAAUAAAAUUUAUCUGAUUUCACUAUUAAAAGUAUGACGGGGCAAUCGGGACUGGAACGAAUAUCUUCGGCUCCCAGAUUAAGCUUUUCGCACCAGGACGUUUUCAACUUGAGAAACCACAAUUUGUCCCAGCUGUCUCGAUCAACUCCGGGAAUCUACAGCCCACAAAGAAAAGCACUAGAAGUGUCCCAGCACAAACUUAAUCUCACUGGCGGAACACCACCGAAAAGCAUUCUUGUCAAACCAAAAGAGGAACCGGUGCAAGAAAAAAAUUCAGACGAUGAAAAGGAGGAAAAAGGAUCUUAUUAUUAUAGUGUUCGCUUAGAACUGCAAUUUACAGCCUUUGUGUUUUUAUGUUUCUUCAUUAUAGUCGUCAUUCCAUUGUCUAUGAUCAUUGUUGGUAGCGCUUACAUGUACAGUUGCCCAACUCAAUCGAUGAUACCUGUCUUUCUAGUUGUCGGAGGAGCUGGAUUUUUAUCUUCUAUUGUGGUAUUAAGGAAAUUAAAUAUGAUGUCGAAGAAAAGUGAUGAGGAUGAAGAGUGCUACAAGAAAAUAUUUUUACUUGUUGUGCUUUUUCAUAUAGGAUGGUUCAUUGCCGGUUGUUACUGGGUGUAUGGAGCAUAUGCGCCAAAUUACUUGGACGAAUCCAGCCAGUUAUAUUGCCACAAGACUCUUUAUUUAUAUUCAUUUUGGCUUUUAAAUUCCAUUUUUCUUACAUUGUCAUUGUUUGCUGUUUUAUUCACAGUUUAUAUUUUAUUUGGAAGAGAACAAAAUCAAGAAAUCGGUACUAAAGUUUGAUUGUCCUGAUUCAAAAGUUAAUUUUAAGUUAACAAAUUAAGGGUGAUUUAAAAGUUGCAGUGAUCGUGAAAGUCAAAGAUAUAGCACGUACAGAAAAGCCAAACAUCAUAAAAGAUAUAUAAUGCCAAAUGGAUGAGAAAUCUACAUAAAAACUAUAUAAUUUUUUCAUCUAAACGGCAUGUAACAUUAUGUGAAAAAUUGCAGAGAUGGACAAAAAAUAUUCUGUGACAUGUGCAAAAGGAGCAUAAAAUAUUUGAAUUCACGAAAUUCUAGUAAUUUAAAAAUUUUAUUAUAUUUAAAGGAACUAAAACUUUCACAAUUUAUUUCACACGUAUUUUUUCAGUAUUUGCCUUGAAACUAUAUUAUCGAGAGUUCAACCAUAUUACAUCCAAUAUUUUUAUCAAUAAUUGAUAUUCAUUUACUAGCCCAAAUUUCCUAAUAAAGGCAUGAUUUAAUGAUUUUAAUGAUUAAUGAUUUUAGUAUUGUUGAAGACAGAGGCUUCUCGAUUAAUGAACAUUUUCAUUGCUUCAAUUUGUUCAAAAUUGUGGGUGACUGUUUCCAGGUAAAUAUCUGGUAUUUUCAGUUCUAAAAAGGGCAUUAUUGUAAGCGGAAUUAUCAUUAAGCCAUUGAAGGAAAAUGCAUAUAUGCUUUUGUUUUGGGCAAUAAAUGCAACAAAGUUCCACGUCCAAAUGCAGGAAAGAAGGAAACAUAAGUAUGUAAUGGAUUCGGUGAGUAUAAGUAGUUUUUUCCCCACAAAAUAUUCAAACAUUAAUAAAUUAAGUUUAGAACGCAUGGAUGAAAAAAGUCUAGAAUACAAGAUAAGAUAUUUUUGUCUAGAUUUUGCCUAAUCCUCAAGAAUUUAAAUCAAAAAUAUAAUCAAAGAAACUUUUUAGAUUCUCGAAUAGUGCCUAAGAAUUUUAACAUUUGGAAAAUUUUAUGGUAUUAAUUAGGAAUUUUCAUAUGUAUAAGUCAUUCAUACCAAUGUGCAUACUGUUGCAAACAAAUCUACAGAAUGUUCUCUUUGCCCUAUCUCUAAUGAAGGCGUUAUUUCUUUUAAAGUUUUCUUUCAUCAUUUCUUUAUAAGUUAAAUUUUUUAAAAAAAUAAUUAAUUAAUUUUUGAAAUGCAACUUAGGCUAAUAAAUUAUUUUUUCGAUAACCCACAAAACAUAAAUUAAGUAAAAUUAUUUUUAAAUGCAAAUGUUAAAAAUGAUGCAUCUAAGGGUUAAAUUUAAUUGCAUUAGUAAUUAAUAACUUAAAGAUGUUCCUUGAAAUUUGCUCCGAAAAAUUUUAGCUUCAACAACCAGCAUUUUGAAAUUCUUGAAAGAAUUAAACAAUCUUCCUCGGAGAAGUUAUGUCAUACUUAUUAAGUACUAAAUAGAAAGAGAUGGAUAACUAAUGUGAUUUUUCAUGAUUAUAAAUUUUUGAAUUUAGAAAUUUAAAUUCAAAACACAUCAAAAUUCUAAAAAAGAAACUUUUGAGAAAAUUUUACAUCAAAAUAUGUGUAAAUAAGUCAGUCGAUCUUCACUAUAUUUAGGUUUAUCAUAUAUGUCGGUUGUGAUGCUGUCCAGUCCUUCAGAACAUGCUCCAAAUCACUGACAUAAUACAUAUUAUUCAGUAACACGAGAAAAAAAAACUCUCCUGAUGACAAAACAUGUUUGAAAACUUGUUUUGAAAUCAAAAGAAAUGCAAAAAAUUAGCGAUUUUAUCUUACCUUUAUUUUCAGAAUAUUCAUGUAGCAUUGAGAUUUGGAGUAAUUAUAUCCAGUAAUUAAGUAUUCUUAAAAACAAUAAGAUACAUAUUUGUAAAAUAAAGUAUAUGUUAGUUUUGUGUGUGAUUCAUACAAAUGUGUCUGUUUUAAAUUCUUUCACUACUAUUGCGAAGUACUCAACAAAAGUAAACCAGCGGAAGGGGUUUUCCCCGAAUUUUUCUCGCAUUCUCACUCACAAAGUUGUUGUCCCUUCCCCUUCAUCCCUCAUAAAGUUUUGAAACUCGUAUAUGGCAGCGAAUACCUUGCCCUGCAUUGGGAACAAUAGUUACGAUCCUUGGCUUAAAUUUAGCAUUUUUACGUAGUAUAUCGUACAAU